GAACGGGAACAGCGGGAACAGCGGGAACAGCGGGAAUGGGAACGGGAACAGCGGGAACAGCGGGAAUGGGAAUGGGAACAACGGGAGCAGCGGGAACGGCGGGAAAAACGGGAAUAACGGGAACAAUGGGAAUGGGAACGGGAACAACGGGAGCAGCGGGAAAAACAGGAACAGCGGGAGCAGCAGGAACAGCAGGAACAAUGGGAACACGGGAACAGCGGGAAUGACAGCAACAGCGGGAAUGGGGACGGGAACAGCGGGAACAAUGGGAAUGGGAAUAAUGGCAACAGCGGCAACAACGGGAACAGUGGGAACAACGGGAAUGGGAACAGGAACAAUGGGAACAAUGGGAAUGGGAACAAUGGGAACAAUGGGAACAAUGGCAACAGCGGGAACAAACAGCAGGAUUGGGGAAAAUGGGAACAACGGGAACGACGGGAACAACGGGAAUGGGAGCAACAGGAAUGGGAACUGGAACAGCGGGAACAGUGGGAACAAUGGGAACAGCGGGAACAACAGGAACAAUGGGAACAACAGGAACAGCGGGAACAACAGGAAUGGGAACGGGAACAAUGGGAACGGGAGCAACAGGAACAAUGA
Molecule: messenger RNA, 600 nt
Organism: Oenanthe melanoleuca
Lineage: Eukaryota; Metazoa; Chordata; Aves; Passeriformes; Muscicapidae
Product: putative mediator of RNA polymerase II transcription subunit 15
Exons: 3
Source: RefSeq, a predicted model, not a curated record